CGUCAUAAAAUAGAAUGAACUUAUGUCAAACUGUAGGUGCGACAGCUGCAUUUUUACAAAAGAGUGGUGUUUCUUGUGUAAAUUAAAUGAUACUUAUCUCUUAAUUCAUUGACAAAAGUCCAUACUUAGUGGCGGUGCGCGGUUCCGUUUCCAAAUGUAAUCGCAGUAUAUGUAUAAACCGACGAAACUAUGGCUUCCUUUUUGAAAUACCUUUUUGCCGGUUUGGUCCGGUAUUGGCUGAUGCACAUAGAUUACUGGCAAACAAUAUCAAACAGAGUGGAAAUAGCUACGCCUCUGAACUCUUGGAAGAGAUUAGUCGAGGGCGUGUACCUUUACGAUCAUAAUGUAAACCCAUACGAAGGAGAUGCCUUCCAUGAAUCACCCAUAAUGCUCAUAAUCUUCUACUACAUCAUGAAGAAGGCUCCAUUCAUAUUGCCGCUUCUGUUUACGUUACUUGAUCUACUGACGGCGUUUUUGCUGUACAGAAUGUCGAAAGCUUUUGUAAGGAUUUUGAAGGAUUCUCAAGAGAAAAUUAAGAAUGAGAUAGCUGAGGAUUCUAAGUCUAUGCUCCUGAGUAAUUCGCAGCUGGAAGAGGCAUCGGAGUACGUUUUGUCUGUGUAUUUGUUCAAUCCUUACUCCAUAUUGAACUGUGCUGGAAUGACGACUACAGUUAUACAGAAUUUGUUAGUGGCAGCGGCUUUGUGGAGUGCAUCUGGUGGGCGUAGGGUGCCAGCUUGUGCGUUUGUGGCGCUCGCUACACACCAGGCUCUCUACCCAGUGCUGCUCAUUGUGCCGGUGGCCAUAUUGCUUGCGGAUGUCAAUAAGGGCUGCAACAAGUGCUCCUAUAUCAGGACAUUGCUGGUAUUUGUCCUGUGCUGGGGAUUCCUUAUUUAUAUCUCGGCGUUUAUUAUGAAUGGUUCCUAUCAGUAUGUGUACAACACUUAUGGGUUCAUAUUGACUGUACCAGACUUGAAACCAAACAUUGGUCUGUUCUGGUAUUUCUUUACGGAGAUGUUUGAGCACUUCAGACUGCUGUUUGUGUGUGCGUUCCAAAUCAACGCCCUGGCUCUGUAUGUGAUCCCCCUCACACUGCGGUUCAAGACGGAGCCUAUCCUGUUAGCUACAGUUCUGAUUGCUCUCUCUGCCAUAUUCCGAUCUUACCCUUGUGUGGGAGAUGUUGGAUUUUACUUGGCUCUCUUACCCAUGUGGAAACAUUUAUUUACCUUUAUGCAACAGAAGUUCAUAGUUGGCUGUGCAUUCAUCAUCACUUCAGCACUUGGACCAACAGUGUGGCACCUCUGGAUAUACUCUGGCUCAGCAAAUGCCAAUUUCUUUUUUGGUGUUACACUCUCCUUCGCAACAGCACAAAUAUUUUUAAUAACAGACUUGCUUUUUGCAUUUAUCAAGAGGGAAUUUACUCUUAAACAUGGCUCAUCAAGAGAGGUAGACGGGAAACCUGCCAAGUUAGUGUUGCGAUAAUAUCAAAGUUGUGUCAUUCCAGUGAUAACUAUGUGAUUUUCUAAGAAAAAAUGUACAACUUUGUUGGUUGUUAAGAAGGAUAAUUUCUAAUAGUAUGCUAAAGCCAGUAAAAUAAUGUUGACAACCAACAAUGUAUUACCUUUUACCAGAACAUUUUACAAUUAACAUUUACUCACAUUUUUAUUUUCUUAUUUAGUUUGUACUACAUGAAUGCUCCAUAAUCUCGAGCAGAAGUUUAGUAUAUUAUGGGCGACUUAUUGUAUAUUGCGAGUUUUGUACCUAAUGCUAAAUAUUCUAGUUUAAUUGUCAAUUGUGUGGCAAGUAAUUAAAUUACUUACUUUUUACAUAGGUAAUGAUAGUCUGAUUUACAUUUGCACAUUAAUUUAUUGAAGCCAAAAGGACAUCUUGUAUAGCAAAAUAUUAACAUUUCUAGACGAACAAACUCCUUUUAGUUGCAGAGUUAAGUACCCCCCUGCAAACAAAUUUCUAUGCAGGGGGGUCACUUAUUUCUGCAGGUAGUACAUCUACUAUUGAAACAAGUAAAAAGUUAUGAGACUAUGUUCUUGAAUUUUAAGUUUACAUUUAAUUUUAAUUUGAUAUAAUUGUCAUGUACCACAUCUAGAUUCUAGUGGAACCCACUAGAAUAUAUUGUUACCUACUAUUGAACUCAGGUGGUUGGUGAGAGAUGGAUUAAUUUUUAUCAGUGUGCGACUGCUUUGUAUUAAAACUAAAUACUUAAACUAGAUUUAGACUUAAAUGAAUAUUUUACUAGAAUAUUCACUACUAACUGACCAGCUGGGUUAAAUGGUAGGGUAAUAGGGUUGUAUUGUAUAUACUGCUAUAAAUAUAUGUGAAAAUGACAGUAGAUUUUUUUUUAUUAGGUACUUGUAAAAGUAUUAACCUGUUUGCAUUUAUUAUUGCGACUUAAGAAUUAAUAUACCUAUGUUCAAAUUUAAAAGUGAGUUAACAUCUUUGUAUCAAGUCCUAGUUCUAUUCUAUGUGUACAUUCAGACAGGCAAUUAUAAAUGUGACAAGAUACUAAGUCAGGCAUUGCAUUCGAAUUGCAAAUUUGCUUUCUGCAAUUAAAAUAGAAGAUUUUUUUUGUUUCAUGAUGAAAUGUUGAGUUAAAAGAGCUGUCUUAUUUAUCACAACCUAGAACUUAGGGUCUAUAAUUAUUAAUUGUACUGAAGUCAAUAAAAACAACAUAUUUUUAAUAA
Cydia fagiglandana is the source of this 2696-nucleotide messenger RNA. It is a transcript of the gene PIG-U, whose product is annotated as phosphatidylinositol glycan anchor biosynthesis class U protein. Lineage: Eukaryota; Metazoa; Arthropoda; Insecta; Lepidoptera; Tortricidae. Gene Ontology annotation, biological process: attachment of GPI anchor to protein. The record is from RefSeq and is a predicted model, not a curated record. Gene Ontology annotation, cellular component: membrane; GPI-anchor transamidase complex. The coding region runs from base 190 to 1479 and encodes 429 amino acids. The transcript is spliced from 4 exons.